AUGACUGCGCAUAGCGUUAGCAUUAUUUCUACAAUGGGUGCUGGUUUUGCCGCUGUUGAUUUAGAAAAAACAUAUGAUCCAAUGCUUGAAACUAAUAAACUAUUGGAAAGACGUGAUAUAUUAAAAGAAAAUUGUUUAACAGAAAUAAGUCUAUCUGAACUUGAAUUGUUACUUGAUAUUAUUAAUCCAGGAGAUGCAACGGUAUUAAAACAAGACAUGAUCAAUAUUAUCGGGGAAAAAUUAUAUGAAAAAUAUUGUGCACAAAUAGUUACAUUAAAAAUGUAUGAAGAUAGUUUACGUACACGUCGAAUUAAUCAUUAA
This is a messenger RNA of Didymodactylos carnosus, 321 nucleotides long. The record is from the annotation of a GenBank genome assembly. NCBI's taxonomy places the organism in Eukaryota, Metazoa, Rotifera, Eurotatoria, Philodinida, Philodinidae.